Molecule: messenger RNA, 511 nt
Organism: Staurois parvus
Lineage: Eukaryota; Metazoa; Chordata; Amphibia; Anura; Ranidae
Source: the annotation of a GenBank genome assembly
GCUUUAAAGGCCCAGUUCAAACUUAGGAGCUGAACAUCUAGAUUUUUUUAUAUACAUUGUAUUGCUAAAAGUAUUGGGACACACCUCCAAAUCAUUGGAUUCAGGUGUUCCAAUCAUCUACAUGGCCACAGAUGUAUAAAAUCAAGCACCUAGGCAUGCAGACUGCUUCUACAAACAUCUGUGAAAGAAUGGGUCGCUCUCAGGAGCUCAGUGAAUUCAAGCAUGAUACCAUGAUAAGUUGCCAUCUGUGCAAUAAGUCCAUCCCUGAAAUUUCCUUGCUGAAUAUUCCAUGGUCAACUGUUAGUGGUAUUAUAACAAAGUGGAAGCAACUGGGAACAACAGCAACUCAACUGUGAAGUUGUAGGCCACAUAAAAUGGCAGAGCGGGGUGAGUUCAGGCUGAAGCGCACAGUGCACAAAAGUCACCAACUGAAUAGCUAAAGACUUCAUGUGGCCUUCAGAUUACCACAAUAGUGAGUAGAGCGCUUCAUGGAAUGGGUUUCCAUGGCCGA